This is a messenger RNA of Phlebotomus papatasi, 3776 nucleotides long. It is a transcript of the gene RpIII128, whose product is annotated as DNA-directed RNA polymerase III subunit RPC2. Gene Ontology annotation, molecular function: DNA binding; DNA-directed RNA polymerase activity; ribonucleoside binding. The coding region runs from base 133 to 3531 and encodes 1132 amino acids. The record is from RefSeq and is a predicted model, not a curated record. NCBI's taxonomy places the organism in Eukaryota, Metazoa, Arthropoda, Insecta, Diptera, Psychodidae. Gene Ontology annotation, cellular component: RNA polymerase III complex. Gene Ontology annotation, biological process: DNA-templated transcription. The transcript is spliced from 5 exons.
UCGAACAUCUACUGACAGUUCAGUGGCGUAGUCAAAAAAUCAAAACAACACACAUUUCUCUGGUGCAACGUGAACAGAAAAACCACUUUUCCACUGAUUUUACGUGAGUUUUGUGAAAAAUGUACAUUCAUCAUGUCGUAUAGAUCAGAAUCACCAGAUAAAGAGAAAAAGUUCUCUCUCAACAAUCCAAUAAAACCCCUCCAAGAUAAAUGGCUUUUGGUCCCUUCUUUUCUGGAAAUAAAGGGCUUGGUGAAGCAACAUAUAGACAGCUUCAAUUACUUCAUCAAUGUGGAUAUUAAGAAAAUUGUUGAGGCGAACAACAAAGUCAUCAGCGAUGCUGAUCCCAUGUUCUACCUUAAAUAUCUCAAUAUCUAUGUUGGGCAGCCGGAUGUGGAUGAAGGCUUCAACAUCACGAAGGAGACUACACCUCAUGAGUGUCGCUUGCGUGAUAUGACCUAUUCAGCGCCCAUCACUGUGGACAUUGAGUACACGAGGGGUAGUCAAAGGGUUGUCCGGAACAAGUUAUUGAUUGGAAGAAUGCCUAUAAUGCUGAGAUCAUCAAAUUGCGUCCUGAGUGGAAAGACUGAAUUUGAGUUGUCAAAGAUGAACGAAUGUCCUCAUGAUCCCGGCGGUUACUUUGUCGUUCGUGGUCAGGAAAAAGUUAUUCUGAUCCAAGAGCAAUUAUCAUGGAAUAAAAUGAUCACAGAAGACUACAAUGGAGUGCUUCAGUGUCAAGUAACUAGUUCCACUCAUGAGAAAAAAUCCCGGACAAUUGUUCUGGUGAAGCAGGGAAAGUACUAUUUGAAGCACAAUUCCAUGACUGAGGACAUCCCUAUUGUCAUAAUCUUUCGUGCAUUGGGACUUAUUUCUGACCAGGAGAUUGUUCAGUUGAUUGGAAGUCAACAGAGUACACAGAAGAGAUUUGCUGCUUCAUUGUACGAAGUCGUGAAACUCAAUGUAAUAACACAGAAGCAGGCUCUUGAGUAUAUGGGUGGAAAGUUGAUGGUUAAGCGCUUCCAGACGACCAAAGUAAGGACUCCAGCUGAAGAGGCUCGGGAAUUGUUAGCAACGACUAUUCUGGCUCAUGUUCCAGUUGAAAAUUUCAAUUUUUACAUGAAGGCUCUGUAUGUGUCUGUAAUGGUGCGCCGUGUGAUGGAGGCUGAACUGGACAAGUCUUCAAUGGACGAUAGGGAUUAUUAUGGCAAUAAGCGUCUGGAGUUGGCAGGAUCCCUCCUAUCCCUUAUGUUUGAAGAUCUCUUCAAACGUUUCAAUUGGGAACUGAAGAUCAUUGCAGAUAAGAAUAUUCCAAAGAUAAAAGCUGCUCAAUUUGAUGUGGUGAAGCACAUGAGAGCUGCUCUAAUAACCACAGGAUUGGAAUCUGCAAUCUCAUCGGGAAAUUGGACAAUCAAGAGAUUCAAGAUGGAGAGAGCAGGAGUAACACAAGUACUCUCACGUUUGAGCUACAUUUCUGCCCUUGGCAUGAUGACAAGGGUUAAUUCGCAAUUUGAGAAAACGAGAAAGGUAUCUGGACCAAGAUCUCUACAGCCCAGCCAGUGGGGAAAACUCUGCCCGUGUGACACUCCUGAAGGAGAGGCCUGUGGUUUGGUGAAAAAUCUCGCCCUCAUGACUCAUAUUACCACUGAAGUUGACGAGGAGCCCAUAAUAAGAUUUGCCUUCAAUACUGGCGUUGAAGAUGUUCGUCUUCUCUCUGGCAAUGCCAUCAAUCAUCCCAAAACCUUCAUGGUCUUCAUCAAUGGCAACAUUCUGGGAGCUACAAAUAAGCCUGAACGAAUUGUCAAGAUUUUCCGAAUGGUAAGGCGUCGUGGAUUAAUUGGUGCAUUCGUUUCUGUUCACACAUCCUACACACAGCGUUGUGUUUAUAUUGCCACUGACGGCGGUCGCCUAUGCAGACCGUAUAUCAUUGUGGAGAAUGGCAAACCUCUCAUGACUCAGGAUCACAUAAAUGACAUCAAGAAGCGCGUGAGGAAGUUUGCUGAUCUCAUUCAUGAAGGAUUGCUGGAGUAUUUGGAUGUCAAUGAGGAAAACGAUUCGUACAUCGCUUGCAAUGAAUCAGAGAUCACAGAAAAGACAACGCACCUGGAAAUUGAACCUUUCACCCUACUCGGAGUUUGUGCGGGACUGAUUCCAUAUCCUCAUCACAAUCAGAGUCCAAGGAAUACCUACCAGUGUGCUAUGGGAAAACAGGCAAUGGGCACUAUUGGUUACAAUCAGAAGAACAGGAUCGACACACUGAUGUACAACAUUGUCUAUCCGCAAAUUCCCCUGGUUAAAACCAAAACGAUCGAAUUGACGAAUUUUGAUAAAUUACCCGCUGGACAGAAUGCCACCGUAGCUGUUAUGAGCUACUCUGGUUAUGAUAUUGAGGAUGCUCUGAUUCUCAAUAAAGCAUCCAUUGAUCGUGGCUACGGGAGGUGCUUGGUGUACAAGAAUGCCAAAUGUACAGUUAAGAGGUACACAAAUCAGACUUACGAUCGAAUCAUGGGUCCUUUGAAGGAUUCCAUCAGUAACAAGACAAUUUAUCGCCAUGAGGCACUUGAUUCCGAUGGGAUUGUUUCACCCGGUGAAAUCAUCCACAACAAACAGUGUAUGAUCAAUAAGGAAAUGCCUGCGGUGGCUUCGAUAAAUCCCCUGGAGCAGAAGGAUGGAGGACAACAACCGGUUACGUAUACAAGUGCCCCUAUAACUUACAAGGGUUCAGAACCUAGUUGUAUCGAAAGGGUAAUGGUUUCGGCAAAUUCUGAGGAGGAUUUCUUGAUAAAAGUACUGCUGAGGCAGACAAGAAGACCGGAAAUUGGUGAUAAAUUCAGUUCACGCCAUGGGCAGAAAGGUGUGACUGGGUUAAUUGUUCAACAGGAAGAUAUGCCUUUCAAUGAUUUUGGCAUGACACCGGAUAUGAUUAUGAAUCCUCAUGGAUUUCCCUCUCGAAUGACAGUGGGGAAGUUGCUAGAGCUGCUGGGCAGCAAAGCUGCCGUUCUCGAGGGUAAAUUUCACUAUGGGACGGCUUUUGGUGGAUCAAAGUGUCAGGAUUUGCAGGAUGAAUUGUUUAAGCAUGGAUUCAAUUAUCUGGGAAAGGAUGUUUUUUAUUCGGGAACCACGGGGGAGAUGAUGACGGGAUAUAUUUACUCGGGACCGGUGUACUAUCAAAAACUCAAGCAUAUGGUUCAGGAUAAAAUGCAUGCACGUGCUCGAGGGCCAAGGGCUGUGCUCACACGACAACCAACUCAGGGGAGAAGUCGCGAGGGAGGUCUCCGACUGGGAGAAAUGGAAAGAGACUGUCUCAUUUCGUAUGGCGCCAGCAUGUUGAUCAUGGAGAGACUAAUGAUUUCCUCUGAUGCUUUCGAUGUGGAUGUUUGUAAUAUUUGCGGACGUCUGGCUUACUCUUCCUGGUGCCACAGUUGCAAAUCCUCGGCUAGUGUCUCCAAAAUCUCUAUGCCGUAUGCUUGCAAACUUCUCUUCCAGGAACUGACGAGCAUGAAUGUGGUGCCUCGUCUUCAAUUGACGAACUACUGAUACUAAAAUCAACACUUUUUUCUAUUCAAACUGAAAUGGUUACAUCUUGAUUAACUGCUCUUGAAAUAUUUGUUCUCCACUCGCUGACAAAAUGCCACAAGACGAGGAUACUGACGAAUUGUUUCAGCCAGUUGAUUAUUGGGUAGAGGAGUUGUGAGAAUGGCAAAGAUGUGACCAAAUACAGCAGCAUCUAAAUCAAUUGGACUGCAAAAAGAAUUAAAUGUUAUUUAAGAAAAAAAAACAAA